This is a messenger RNA of Paramacrobiotus metropolitanus, 2784 nucleotides long. RefSeq names its product acetylcholine receptor subunit beta-like 1. The transcript has 8 exons. Gene Ontology annotation, biological process: nervous system process; chemical synaptic transmission; monoatomic ion transmembrane transport. Bases 614 to 2152 code for a protein of 512 amino acids. Gene Ontology annotation, molecular function: transmembrane signaling receptor activity; acetylcholine-gated monoatomic cation-selective channel activity. Gene Ontology annotation, cellular component: neuron projection; postsynaptic membrane; synapse. The record is from RefSeq and is a predicted model, not a curated record. NCBI's taxonomy places the organism in Eukaryota, Metazoa, Tardigrada, Eutardigrada, Parachela, Macrobiotidae.
CGAGUCGCAUCCAAUCUUUAUAUACAUCUGGCAAAUGUUACACAUUUUUGGUUUGUGCGCCUGCUUUUCUUUGGUAAUUUUGCCGCAUUGGUGUCAUAGUCAUCAAAGUGCAUCGAAUCUGAAACACAUCCCGUAAAUCAUUUCUAAUACUGAUCCAACAAUUUUAUUGUACCAAAAACUCAGUUGUUGCUUAUUUUGUGUUGCUUAUAUUAUAAUAUUUAUUAUUGUCGCACUGUCAUAUGUGCACAUCGUAUAUCUGUUUGUGCUGGAAAUAUUUGGUCCAUUUACUCUCCACUCCCCGUUUUCAUAUCAUGGCACGCAAACAUUCCAUCGAAAACAAUUUAUGAGACCCUAGACUGUUUCUUUUUUCUGUCUUGCUUUUUGGAAGAUGAUGUUGCCCAUCUGCACGCAGCCGUUUCGCGUUGCAGGUUUCCUUAAACAUAUGUGUACAGUGUAAUCUGCUGUUAAGGCAAGUUUUUUUCAUCCCGAUAUUUGUGAAAAUAUCGGUCAAAAUAAUCUUUGUUUCGGCAUACGUUUUUUCUGAUGGAUGGACAGCCGACACUUUUUGAAUGUUAUCACUGUCAGUGUACGGUGACAGGUUGUGACAGUGGAAAUGAAAUUGUGCGCCUCUCAGAUUUGGUGUGCAUUUUCACUUGGAAUUACAUGUCUGAAUUAUUCCGUCUCCUGUUCUGAUGAUCAAGAGCGAUUGGUUCGUGACCUUUUCCGUAACUACAAUCCAUUAUUGCGGCCAGUGGAAAACAUUAAUUACACUGUCAACGUUUCGUUUGCUCUCACUUUGGGAUUAUUAAUUUACGUUAAUGAACGUCAGCAAGUUAUGAAAACGAACGGAUACACGAAUCUGGAAUGGAAGGAUCCACAGUUUGUCUGGGAUGCGGGCGAGUACGGCGGCAUUACGGCUAUACGCGUACCGGUGGAUAAAGUCUGGACACCGGACAUUGUCCUAAUUACCAAUACAGAUGGGAAAUUUGGACCAAGUUAUAAAUCAAAUGCAGUCAUAUACAGCGGAGGAAGUGUCAACUGGCUACCGCCGUUUAUUUAUAGAAGCUCCUGCCAAAUUCAAGUGGUCAAUUUUCCUUUUGAUCAGCAGCAGUGCGAAAUGCGAUUUUCAUCGUGGACGUACGAUGCGCACGAAGUGGAUAUUCAUCCAAAGAGCACCGUUGUGGACGUCAGUAACUACCUGAAAGGUGGUAUCUGGGAUUUAGUGGAUGCGCGCAUUCACCGCGUAGCGUACGACCAAUUCGCUUAUGCUUCGCGCGGCCGCGUACCGCGCGUGGACAUUAUUGUCACCAUUGUGAUCCGCAGGAAAGCCUUAUUUUAUACUGUGAAUUUGCUCAUUCCCACCGUCCUUAUUGCGUUUAUGACGGUUUUUGUCUUUCUUUUACCCACUGUUGCCGGAGAAAAGAUUACACUGACGAUAUCGUUGACGUUGACCAUUGUGGUUUUCCUGUUGUUAGUUUCCAAAAUUCUACCUCCUGCAGAUACGAUGCCUUUGAUAUCCAGAUUCCUUCUUUUUAUAUUUAUUAUGAAUUUGAUUUCCGUAUUUAUUACGGUUAUAACCAUCAAUCUCAACUACCGUGGACCGAAGACGCACGACAUGCCGGAAUGGUUGCGGGUUAUUUUUUUAAAGAUAUUUCCGCCUCUGCUGCUGAUGCGCCGACCGCCUAUUCAUUUACUACGAAGGAAUAAAAGCAAAUUAUCGGAUUACGGAAAAACCAGGGAGACACAUCCUUAUAAACGUUCCGCAGUGUUUUCUCGACAGCGAGCGGCUCCAAUCGAAUACAUUCCCAUGACCAACCAACGCGGAACUCCCGUGACCAUUGCGGGAUUACGAUUUAUGGACGAUACGGAUAGUGUGGAGGGAGAGGAAUUCUUUGAGCUCAGCCAGCAUCCGGACGCGGCAGUUGUGGCCAAUUCCGUGGAAACUAUUGCGGCCAAUAUGGAGUGGAAUAACGAAAUAAAACUGAUCGAGGAGGACUGGAAAUACUUUGCUCUCGUUGUGGACAGAAUUUUAUUGUGGAUUUUUUUCUGGGGCACAUGUAUUGGAUCCAUGUGGAUAAUUUUAGGUGGCGAAAAUAUUUUUAUUCAGAUUGACGAAGAGGCGACCAUUGAGCGGCUAAAAGCGAUGAUAUAAUACGUGCAUACGGUAUAUACUUCGUAGUAUGUAUCAACAUGAUACCGUGCAUCGUGAGCAUCUGAAAACCGUUUUUUGAACAAUAGAUAUUGAAUUUGUUCGGGACAAUUUCAAAGCAAACGAUAGCUGGCAAAAUUUUGGAUUCUGUAGACCUUUUUUUAUUUUUGCAUUGGAACUUCUAUGAUUAAUAAGUAAAGGAGUUAGGAGCCGUAGUUCUUUGGUGAGCAAACACAUAACAUGGAAUGACAAAGAAUUUAAAGUUGGUGCAUAGGCACGACAUAGUCGAACAGGUACGGUGAGUUCAGGAUGAUGCCCAUUGAUCCGGCGGACGUGACAAUAAAAAAUACCCACAACAAUAAACGGUCGAUCACUUGCGACACAAACCGCCAAUCCUCCGAACUCUGCAAUAAUUAAGCCAAAAAUGUUUUCGUUUGAAAACGCUUAGUUUUUCUAUACUGGUGCCGCGCCCUACAGUAGUGCUGCUGACAGUCAGUAGUCUGCACAGUUGUAGAGCGGCACUGGCUAUCCUUAAGAUCCGGUCACAGAUGACCUUUCUAUGAAGGGUAAACUAAAUUAAGUUGUUACGCUCUUACUUCCUCGAGAUUGGUUUUUUGUCUCAUGUUGUCCGCGAU